AUGAAUGAUGGAGAUGACUUUGAUUCCUUGGUACAAGGUUACCACUUUUGGACGGAUGAAGUCGAAUCAGUCAGAAGGAGGACUCUUGCACAGGAUGGAAAGAAAUAUAGAUAUUUUGAUGACAAGGGUAUAUUCAACUUCGUGUUCUUCAUAUGGAUCUACAAAUGGGUAAAAACAGUGGCGGAAAGAUACUUGGACCCUUAUAUGCUCCACCCUCUCCCACUGGCUGAUCAGAUUCUCAUAUGGCAGCCUAUUCUUUCUAAGCACAUUAGUGAUGGUAUUGCAAGCCUGGAGGCAUAUGAGACCCUAGUAGAAGAAAAUAAUGAUAAGAAACCAGUUAGAUACAUCUUAUGGAGAGCCAUAGUUUUGACCUUUUGGAAAAGGUUAGUUGGCAUAUUAGUUACAGUUGUUGUAAUGAAUGCCAUAGGGACUAGGGUUGCUAUAUAUCUUCAUAGAUUGCUUCAUUUGUUGUCAGAAGGGCACUUUGGAUUUUUAUCGUUUCUCUUACUUGCGCUAUCCAUUAUUCUCAUGGAACUGGUCAAAGAUAUUGGAAUGUAUCACAUUAACUACUAUGUUUCAAGGUUACAGAUAGUAAUGGAUUCCACACUUCGCAUAGUUGUAUUUCAACACGGUUUAUGCUAUAGACGGAAUAGAUUUUUGAACUUUUCCGAUAGUCCUAACUCUUGUAAGAGCAUCAUACACAAUUGCUCCGGGGAGGAUGCGUGCACAGACAAUCCUCUCCUGUGUCCUGCUAGACGCUACAAGAACAACGAAGUCACACCAAAGAUGUACGCCUUGGUUCUAAAUGAUUCACAUUAUAUUCCAUAUGCAGUUGAGUGUGCUUCUGGUUUAGUGGACUUUUUGACCACCUUUACGUAUGGACUCAUACUUAUCAGUAGCCAAUUCAACAUGAGGGCAAUGACUAUUCUCAUAGUAUCUUUAUCUUUGGUCACCUGUAUGAUCCUUGUAGAAGUUAUUAAUGGCUUUGUUUUCAAAUAUUAUAUUGGAAUUAGGGAUAAUAGGAUUUCUAAAUCUGAGGAAGUUAUAUCUGGCUUACACUUGAUUGAGAGGAUGGCACUUGAUGACAUUGGUCACGAUAUUAUUACGGAGGCCAGAAAUGAUGAACUACUUCUCGUCAUCAUCCGUUUCUUUAUAUCGCUCAUAAAUAAGGUUAUAUUUACAGCGAUCACUUGUUUGGAUAUCAUCAUUUUGGUUAAUGACUUUGUCACCCAAGUUAGGGAUACUACCGAUGUAAAGAGUAUUGACCCUUCGGGGCUAUUGGCAUCCAUAUUUAUCAUCAUGAAAAUAGUUGGCCCACUAUAUACCUUAUCCUUCAGACUAGAACUUUUAAUGAUUACUAUUAACGCAUCAAGAAGACUUGAAUUAUUCUUCAGAACUUGCUCACCAAACUUUUAUUUACAGGAUAACAAGUUUACUGGGAGGAAUCCUUUGCCAGAGGCACUACCUGAUAAGAACAAGACGUUACCAAAGGGUCUAGUUGUGAUGUUUAAGAAGGCCUCUUUUGCAUGGGUCAACAGUAGGAAGGAUCUUCUUGACAAUACUGGUACUACUUGUCUUAGGAACCUUGACUUUGUCCUCAAUACUGGUGACCUUGCCAUCAUUACUGGUGCUCAAGGUUCUGGUAAGACCAACUUUGUCAAGGCUAUCCUUGGUGACAUGACUCUUGUUGAAGGAUCAAUGGCUGUGUUACCUCUAUCUACCAACAUGCCAAUAUUCUAUGCCUCUCAGGAAGUAUGGCUACAAAAGGGUACCAUCAGGGCUAACAUUACCUUUGGUCACAGGUUUGAUGAGGAUAUCUACAACACAGUUCUGAAGGCUAUUGAACUUGAACAUGACAUAUCGACUUGGGAAGGAGGUGACCUGCGUAAGAUCUCUGAACAUGGUUACUCUCUCAGUGGAGGUCAGAGAGUCAGAAUUGGACUUGCUCGUGCCAUCUAUGCCUACCUCAUCUUUAGCAAGGUAACUAGAGAGAGUGAAUCUGACCAUUCAUUCCUUGUGGUAAUAGAUGACUGCUUCACUGGACUAGACCCAUUUGUUGCAAGAACCAUCUUUAAAAACUUGUUUGAUAAUGGCAAAGGUUUGCUUUCUGGUAGAGAUGCUGCUACGGUACUUACCAUAACUAAGCGUGUGUUAGACACUUGUGUAUCAUCAGAGUUACCAGAUUCAUUCCCGGAUGCUCCAAUAUACACAUUGAGGAAUAAAACUCUUGUGCAUGAAAACAUGCUAAGGUCAUUUACGGAUAAUAAAAUUGGGGAUCUAGAAGUUGCAAAAAUCUCUGACUAUAGAGUUGAGCUUAAGACUAUGUCAAACUAUAUCCGUAGGAAUUGUUUAUCUGAUGAUUAUUCCCGUAGUAAACGUAGAGAGAUUGUUGAAUCAAAAUAUACUGAAUCACCAACAGCCCAGGCUUUGCAUAAUUGUAAUAAUGUGUUAUCUGUAAAAGAUAGUUUAAGGUCCUAUAAGGUUUACUUCCGUGCAGCUGGUUUACCCAUUAUAUUAUUCUUUGUCUUAACUAUCAUUUUUGCAACAUUGGAUAAUACAAAAUUCAUUAUUACUUCUCGAAUUUCUGAUUCUGUCCUAGAUUACACAAGGGGGUAUGAUGGAAACGUAACUUCUCUUGAGGAUAUAAGGUCUUAUUGUACAAAAAUUUUGGGAUGGGUUACAGUUAUUUCUGAAGCUGUUAUGAUUGGAGCUUUAUUACGCAUUAUUGCAAUGGCCAAGGCGUCUUUUAAUGUCUCACGUAAAACCCAUGAGUAUUGUGUCAACUCUCUCUUCGCAAAUAGUUCAGCAGUUCUCAACAUUAAGAAAUCGUUGAGUGCUAUUUUGACAUUCUUGUAUAUGGAUACACUGUUUAUUGACAAUUCGGUUGGUUAUUUUAUCCAUGAAGCGUGCCUUUCACUGAUAGAAUCCAACGUACAUCUUCUCACACUUCUUUUUAUGAUACCUUGGUCUGCUCCACUCGUCAUCAUACUUUUACUUGUCAUUCUGAAAUUAAUUGCACAAUACUUUUUUAAAGCAUGUAGAAAGAUCGGGUUUGCACGCUUGGAGUCUUUUUGUCAGAUGGAUUCCGUUAUAGAGUCGGCGAUUUCUGGUUUGCCGCUUUAUCGGAGCUUUAAAAAGGAGUGGGAACUGGUGUAUAAUAUGAUAGAACAUGUAGAUUACAAUCUUCGUUGCAAUUAUUUGUCUCGCUCUAUCAUAACAGGUAGUUCUAUUGCUUUCAGAUGUUUAUUUUCACCAUUGGCUCUUUUCAUUCUCCUCUUUCCUCUUAUUCGUUCCAGGUAUUUUGGUGCAGAGAUUAGGAUAGGUUACUAUGGUAUGGCAUACUCUAUAUUUAUCAGUCUGAAUAGCUCAUUUUCUAAUUUUUUGGGGCUCUACUCUUAUUUGGAAUCGUCCGUAAUGUCUGUAAGAAGAUUUGAAAGUUUUGUACCCCCCAAUACUCUGGUAGUUUUUGAUAGAAAAAGGGAUAUAAAUCGAACGGAUAUCAUUGUAGAUCGCGUUGGAAGAAACACUGAAUUUUUGUGUAAUAUUGAAAAUUCAAUUGUUUCUAGACGUUGUUUUGAUUACAUUUCAAGAAGAUCAAUUAACCUUUCCGGAUUCAGAAUAUUAUUUUUCAACCACCAUGUUAAUAUACUUGACGUAUCCAAGUACACUAUCCCAGGUGUAACUAGGAUAAAGUUGGAUAAUGUUAAUGUACAUAUUUUUAACAAAAAAACAGGAAUGAAGUAUGCUAUUCUAAAGAAUAUUACAUGCUCGGCUAAUACUUCUGACAUUAUUGGAGUCAUUGGUAGAACUGGCGCAGGGAAGUCUACCUUAUUGUCAGUUCUCCAGAACCUUGCAGAGAAUAGAGAAGGUUCUGUCCUUCUAGACGGUUGUGAUUUAAAUGAUAUGCCAAAGAAUGUGACUAGGCAGAUCAUCGGUGUCCUACCCCAACUACCAUUUGUAUUCAGAGGCUGGACAGUUCGCAGAUUCAUUGACCCUAGAAUGUUAUUUGAAGAUGUUGAUAUUAAUACAGCCCUGGAUAAUUGUGGCUUGCUCAAGUUUGUUGAGAACCUCUCAGGUGGCAAGGGCCUUGACACAGUCAUUAUACCUGACCAUUACCACAAGGAUAUGCCAAGGUAUUACAAGAGAGUGUACUAUGGACCUACUUUAAAGCCACAUGAUGCCUCUUCUGCAGAUAAUGUGAACAUUGACUAUGGAUCAGCACUGUCAAACUCACAAUUACGUACACUAUCAGUAGCAAGACUAGUGCUCUACAGGGAAUUCUUCAAGGUUCUCCUGGUUGAUGAACCUCCAGAAGAUGAACUUGGAGCAUACAAUACUGCAGAGACUCCCAUUUAUGAGCUCAUAAAGACCCACUUUCAACAUUGUACAACAUUUAUUGCAGCACAUGAUUCGAGUGUCUUGCGUUUCUGCACCUCAGUCUGGGUUUUUCACAAAGGUUCUCUCAUUAGGACCUGCAAGACUGAGGAUAUCGUAGAUACUGGGUCACUCUCCAAAAUUAUAGAAGACUGCAUCUCAGAGGAAAAUUAA
Molecule: messenger RNA, 4548 nt
Organism: Theileria equi strain WA
Lineage: Eukaryota; Apicomplexa; Aconoidasida; Piroplasmida; Theileriidae
Product: ABC transporter, ATP-binding protein domain containing protein
Exons: 1
Coding region: 1-4548 (1515 amino acids)
Biological process (GO): transmembrane transport
Cellular component (GO): membrane
Molecular function (GO): ATP binding; ABC-type transporter activity; ATP hydrolysis activity
Source: RefSeq, a predicted model, not a curated record